This is a messenger RNA of Emiliania huxleyi CCMP1516, 246 nucleotides long. RefSeq lists its product as hypothetical. The record is from RefSeq and is a predicted model, not a curated record. NCBI's taxonomy places the organism in Eukaryota, Haptophyta, Isochrysidales, Noelaerhabdaceae. The transcript has a single exon. The annotation marks the transcript as partial. Gene Ontology annotation, biological process: cell redox homeostasis.
GUUGAGCUGGACGAGUCCAACUUUGCGGCCGAGGUCGGCGCAGUGCCCGGCCUCGCGGUCGUCGAGUUCUACGCGCCCUGGUGCCGCACGUGCCGCAGCGUCGCUCCCGUCUUUGCGCGAGAGGUGCGCCGGAUGGGCGCCGAAGCGCGGUACGAGCGGGUGCGCUUCUUCAAGGUCAACUUCAAGGAGAACCCGCGGCUGGCGAUGCGCGAGCGGGUCUUCGCGCUGCCGGCCGUGCACUUCUAC